This is a messenger RNA of Humulus lupulus (European hop), 402 nucleotides long. RefSeq names its product probable DNA helicase MCM9. Gene Ontology annotation, cellular component: nucleus; MCM complex. Gene Ontology annotation, molecular function: single-stranded DNA binding; ATP binding; single-stranded DNA helicase activity. The record is from RefSeq and is a predicted model, not a curated record. Lineage: Eukaryota; Viridiplantae; Streptophyta; Magnoliopsida; Rosales; Cannabaceae. Bases 64 to 402 code for a protein of 112 amino acids. The transcript is spliced from 4 exons. Gene Ontology annotation, biological process: double-strand break repair via homologous recombination.
AGCUUCCUAGUUUAUCCUGAGUUAGAAACUAGAAACUCAAUUCAGUUGCCAUCUUAUUGCCCAAUGCAGAGAUCGAAAUUCUGUGGUGGCACAAAAUUCAAAUAUUUAGAAGGUUCGAUAACAUGCCAUGAUUAUCAGGAAAUCAAAAUUCAAGAAAGUACACAUGUAUUAGGGGUCGCGGCUAUUCCUCGUUCAAUCCUCGUCAUUCUAAAAGAUGAUCUUGUUGAUGUUGUUAAAGUAGGAGAUGACGUUAUAGUCACUGGGGUCUUAACUGCAAGGUGGUCGCCUGACUUAAAAGAUGUUCGCUGCGACCUUGAUCCUGUGUUGAAUGCUAAUCAUGUGAGCCUUGGUGAAUCCCAUCUUUCUUAUGAUGCAUGGGAUUUUACUUAUGCAGCUAGUUAA